AUGAGUCAAAGGAUACUGAUCCAGGAGCAAAAAUUCUCCGUCUACACCCAGAAACUGCUACUUCAUGCAGGAAAGUUAUUGAUGAUGAAGAUAAAGUCCCGAGAGCUCAAAGAUGGUCAGAAACUGACUACAAUCCUCACAUUUCCAGCGAGGGGAGUGGGAAGUAGGGGUGAAGUUGUUGGCAGGGAAGUGUUUCAAGCUGAAAGCCCCAGGCCUAUCCACCCUUCCCCCCUCCCAACUCCUCCUCGGGAUAAUAGAUCCCGCCAUCCCCCCAGGCUCGUCGGGCGGCGCCAGGUGAGACUCCCUCCACCUGGGGAGAGGGGAGCGAGGCAAGGGCUGGGCGCGGGAUGCGCGCAGCCUCCCCUCCCAGGGAAGGAGGGCGGGGCUGCGCGCGGCGGGACCAAUGGGGAGGGGGGGGCUAGCUGUCGGGAAGAAGCGGCUGAGUCCGCACCCUUCUGCUCCCGCACCCCCACCCUCCCCGCCUUAAAGCCCCGCGGGGAGCAGGUGGCGGCCCGGGUAGCCAAGCGGAGGAGCCGCCGCCGCAGCCGCAGCAGCAAGCCGGGCGCCCACGGAGGAGAUGAGAGCAGGAGCGGCGCCGCCGGCACCAUGCGCCGCCCGCCUCCGCUGCCCCUGGCCGCACUCUGCCUCUUGGCGCUGCCAGCAGCCGUCGCCGCCUACUUCGGCCUGACAGGAAGAGAAGCUCUGACUCCUUUCCCAGGACUGGGCCCAGCCACGGCUCCCCUGCAGAGCAGAGCCCACCUGAAGCAGUGUGACCUGUUGAAGCUUUCCCGUAAGCAAAAGCAGUUAUGUCGGCGGGAGCCAGGCCUAGCUGAGACCCUGUAUGAUGCUGUGCACCUGGGUGUCCUUGAGUGCCAGGCCCAGUUCCGCCACGAGCGCUGGAACUGUAGUCUGGAGGGGAGAACAGCGCUCCUGAAAAGAGGUUUCAAGGAGACGGCCUUCCUAUAUGCAGUAUCCUCAGCGGCCCUCACCCAUGCAUUGGCCCGGGCCUGCAGUGCAGGCCGAAUGGAACGCUGUACCUGUGAUGACUCCCCGGACCUGGAGAACCGGCAGGCCUGGCAGUGGGGUGUGUGUGGGGACAACCUCAAAUACAGCACCAAAUUCCUCAGCAACUUCCUGGGGCCCAAGAAGGGAAGCAAGGACCUUCGCGCCCGGAUGGAUGCCCACAACACCAACAUGGGUAUCAAGGCUGUGAGGAAUGGUCUGAAGACCACAUGCAAAUGUCAUGGCGUCUCUGGCUCCUGUGCCGUGAGGACCUGCUGGAAGCAGCUCUCCCCCUUCCGGGAGACGGGCCAAUUGCUAAAGCUACGUUAUGACUCCGCCGUCAAGGUCUCCAGCACCACCAACGAAGCCUUGGGGCGCCUAGAGCUGUGGGCACCCCCGAGGUCCAGUCGCCCAGCCAAAGGCACGGCCCCUCGGCCCGGCGACCUGGUGUACAUCGACGACUCGCCUAGCUUCUGCCGGCCCGGCAAGUACUCUCCAGGCACAGCAGGGCGGGCCUGCUCCCGGGAGGCCAGCUGCGACAGUCUGUGCUGCGGUCGGGGCUACAACACCCAGAGCCGGCUUGUGGCCUUCUCUUGCCACUGCCACGUGCAGUGGUGCUGCUAUGUUGAAUGCCAGCAGUGUGUACAGGAGGAGUUGGCCUACACAUGUAAGCAGUAGGUCCGGGUUCCCCAGCCUGAGGAUGCUGAGAUGGACUAGAGACAUUCCCGACCGGUUAUACAGUCCUACUGGCCCAGCUUCCACUCUAACCACACUGACCACCCACAACCGCACUGUCAAGUGUGUGCACCUGGAUGUAUGCUUGCCCACUCCCUACACCUUCCUUCCUCUUUCUACCUUGGCUGCAACCAUUAAUUCCUCCAUAAUCUCCAUGCUCAAAACUUGUUGAGGAGGAAUGACGACACAUGGGACCUCAAGGUCUACCGUGUGUCAGUG
Messenger RNA from Vombatus ursinus (common wombat), 1956 nucleotides. RefSeq names its product Wnt family member 9B (gene WNT9B). The record is from RefSeq and is a predicted model, not a curated record. Gene Ontology annotation, biological process: neuron differentiation; multicellular organism development; canonical Wnt signaling pathway. Gene Ontology annotation, cellular component: extracellular region. NCBI's taxonomy places the organism in Eukaryota, Metazoa, Chordata, Mammalia, Diprotodontia, Vombatidae. Gene Ontology annotation, molecular function: frizzled binding; cytokine activity.